Messenger RNA from Bombina bombina (fire-bellied toad), 1561 nucleotides. It is a transcript of the gene CHST14, whose product is annotated as carbohydrate sulfotransferase 14. Gene Ontology annotation, cellular component: membrane. Gene Ontology annotation, molecular function: sulfotransferase activity. NCBI's taxonomy places the organism in Eukaryota, Metazoa, Chordata, Amphibia, Anura, Bombinatoridae. The transcript has a single exon. The record is from RefSeq and is a predicted model, not a curated record. The coding region runs from base 302 to 1441 and encodes 379 amino acids. Gene Ontology annotation, biological process: dermatan sulfate proteoglycan metabolic process; carbohydrate biosynthetic process.
UCCAGACAUUCCUGGUGUUCCGCUUUUUGAGAUGGAGGAUUCUUGUGUCUGCUGAAACUUUCCUCUGUGCUCUGGAUGUAUUGUGGAGUUUGCUGUGACAUCCUGUUUCUUGUUACUGUGUUCAAUUUGUGUCAGGAAAUACAAGGAUUAAGCUGCUGUGCUGGCAGAAUGAGAUUAUUUAAAGCUGCUUACAGUCUAUGGGAGAAUGAGCUGUAAAGGCAUUUCUUGUAAUCAGACUCUGGUGAAUUUGCUGGCUUGCUCCAAGGACUGAAUUUCAGUGUAUUUUGUAAAUACCUCUUACAUGCUAAGUGGAAUGUUUCCACACCCUUUGUACCAGCUACCUAAAGGAUUUCAGAUGGGAAAAGAUGGUUUCCAUAAUGUGGGGACCCUGGCUCUGCGUCGGAUUGCAUUGCACCCCCUUCCUCGUGUCCGUGGGCACAGCACCCUUUUGCCUUCCAUGCUGAUGUUUGGAGUUAUUGUGGCAUCCAGUGGUUUGCUUCUCAUGAUUGAAAGAGGCAUUCUGGCAGAAGUGAAAACUCCUCCUCCACGCAGUGACCUGGCAUGGCGCUCUCUGGGCAGAGGGGUGACCAGGGAAAUUAAAGAGGGAGACUUGGAUUUCCAGGUUUUACAAGACAUCAGGAACAGGACUAUAAGUAGUGUCUGUGGGCAGAAAAACAUGCCACAGAAUGUGUGGGAACUCACAACUUCCCAGCGAAAGACAGUUCUUAAACAUAUUCUUGUCAAUGACAAAUACAAAUUUCUUUACUGUUAUGUCCCUAAAGUGGCUUGCUCAAACUGGAAAAGAGUGCUUAAAGUGAUGGAUGGGACCUUGGAAAGUGUUGGUGCAAAAAUAAAAAUGGAUCAUAAGAACGAUCUAGUUUUCCUGGCUGAUUUAAAUCCAGACGAGAUCAAAUAUAGACUAAAAUACUACUUCAAGUUCAUGUUUGUUCGAGACCCAAUGGAGAGAAUGCUCUCUGCUUACAGGAAUAAAUUUGGUGAAAUUAAGGAGUAUCAGCAGAAAUAUGGCAUGGAAAUAGUUAAAAGGUACAGGAAGCAGCCAGGGGACUCCAGAGGAGAUGACGUAACUUUUUCUGAAUUUCUCCGCUAUUUGUUGGAUGAAGACGUGGAAAAGAUGAAUGAACAUUGGAUGCCUAUUUACAACCUCUGCCAGCCUUGCGCAGUUAGAUAUGAUUUCAUUGGGUCAUACGAAAGGCUCAGGGAGGAUGCCAAUCACAUCCUAGAAACUAUCAAUGCCCCAUCUUUUAUACAAUUUCCAGACAGGCAGUCAUGGUAUAAACCAGUUACUAAAGAGACGCUUCAUUACUUCUUGUGUAAUACUCCAAAGGGGCUAAUCCGAGAACUGUUACCAAAGUAUAUACUGGAUUUUUCACUGUUUGCAUAUUCACUACCAAAUGUCACUAUUGAAUACUGCAGAAAAUAGUGUUAGUAAUAAUGAUCUGAUCCCUGAGGUUUUGUGUGUGUAUGUGAAAAACACCUAAGUAAUUCAAUAAAUAUAAAUAUAUAUAUAUAUAUAUAUAUCAUAUAAAAUAUAUGAAUAAUA